Scylla paramamosain (green mud crab) is the source of this 2749-nucleotide messenger RNA. RefSeq names its product CD151 antigen-like. Gene Ontology annotation, cellular component: plasma membrane. The transcript is spliced from 6 exons. Bases 1781 to 2749 code for a protein of 322 amino acids. NCBI's taxonomy places the organism in Eukaryota, Metazoa, Arthropoda, Malacostraca, Decapoda, Portunidae. The record is from RefSeq and is a predicted model, not a curated record.
UUUAUUUAUUUGUGUGUGUGUGUGUGUGUGUGUGUGUGUGUGUUGGGGGGAGUUGGUGGUGGAAAGUAUUCAGAAUAAUUUCCAUGCUAAGUAUGAAGCAUUUUACAUAGUUCUUGUCCUGAACAGGCUAUAAACAUUAAGGAUUAAUUUACCACGACAAUGAUUGAACAAUGUGAUCCCGAAAGUGACGACUGGCAACAUAAUAUUUAAAUCAAAUUCACCUAGAAGAAAACAUGAAACCGACAUGAUUACAUUUGUACGUUGUUAUCUUAUUAAAGGUUGCUCCAAACUAUGAACAAUGCAUUCCCAUAAUUGCAUAAUAACAAUCUUACAUAUAAAUAUGUGAGAAUAUAUAUAUUUUUUUCAAGCUUAUAACAAUAAACAAAAUUCUGACUGUACUCAUAUAUAUAUUGUGAUGUUCACUGUGGAAAUCAUACGAACAUUUUCAUUAAGAGUCAAACGAUUUUUGUAUAAGCUGUACCUUGUCUUUAGUAUUAUUAGCCAUUAUGAUCAUACAUUCAGAAUUUCAGCUUCCCUUUAAAAAUUGUACUUACAGUAGAGUAGCUUUAUAGUCAAGGCAUUCUCUUAUCAGGUGUCAGACACAAGGUCAUCGGCUAGAGGGGAUUUGUUUAGCAUCGCUCUUGCAAACUUAAUAACUCGCGUCCAUGGUAGGUUGCGAUUCUCUUGCCUCAUGUGCUAACAGUUUUAUGCAAUAUCAUUGGAAUUCCUUUCAAAAAGCAGGAUUGCCACAGCGGAACACUGUCUUCUGUUCCUAUCUACACUCUCACGUCAGCUCACUGAUACCGUAAGUAUUACAAAUCACAUUUUAAUAUUCGGAAUAAUCUUUGGAAGUCAAAGGUCAGGUUUUGACGCAAUAAACAUGUUUAGCGUCUUCGUGGAAAUAGUAGUGUACUUGCCUUUACAAUAACAACCACUGUUGAACAGCAUUAUGCUCUUCUUUUCAAUAUUUCCUUUAUAAUACCUACAUUAUCCGUAUUACGAGUCCCGUAUGAUGACGAUGAUGAAGAUGACGAUGACAAUGACGAUGAUGAUAAUUGUAACAAUGAUGAUAAUAAUAAUAAUAAUGAUGAUGAUAGCAGAAGCAGCAGCAGCAGCAGCAGCAACAACAACAACAACAACAACAACAACAACAACAGCAACAACUAAAAUUAUUAUAAUUUUUAUGCGGUGAUGGUGAUGGUAUCAGUAAAGGUAGAGUAUGUGUGUGUGUGUGUGUGUGUGUGUGUGUGUGUGCGUGUGUGUGGUUGGUGAUGCGUGACCCUGGGACGGACUCACGUGUGUGAAUGAGGAACCCUCCCCAUGUCAUUAUCGCUACAGCGGACAACACCCAGCCGUCCCACCACGCAGCGGCUGUGGCUAGUGUUUCCACAGCCGCUUCCGAGCAUCACCGGUGUCUGCAGGAAGGAACUUAAUCAAAACACAGUACCAUUUUUCGGGUUCGUUAAGUAACAGCAACGCAACAUGAAAGUGGAAAAUAUGGAAUAAUCUUCAGAUUGUUUCGCUCUUGUACAGAAGUGAGUGACUGUGUAACCUGAGGGGCGAGGUGCAUCCUGUGAUGAUAGCGAGGUAACGCUCAGGAUCUCAAGUGUAAGGCGAUGAAGCCGAUUGACAUAUCGAAAACAUAACUGAGGGUACUGUGAUGGUUCACUGUACAAAACACAACGCUAUGAACCUGACGCUGAUACCACUGUUCUAGCGGCCCCAGUCCUUAGGAUUCUUCAGCGCCCAGUCAUGUGACACAAAGACGUAGUAAGGGUAUAUGUGCAUGUCUCACGUCGCCGCUCUCAAGACAGCUCUCGCCCAUCACUAUUUCGCCCAGGAGUGCAGCACUAACUGGACUUAUCAUCACUACUACGACGACAACAACGACGAAAACGACCAGACCCUCUCUUAUUUUCAAAAGGUCUGCAUGAUGGUGGUGACGCUGGGCAGAUGCGGCCUAAGGUGCGGCAAGGCGGUUCUGCUCAUUUUCAACCUCGUCUUCUUCGUGACGGGCGUGGCAGUGAUGGUAGUGGGCGUGUGGUGCGUGGCUGGGGAUGGACGUGACGUGAUGCUUGUCCUGGCGCCCACACCUGACCACCUGCCCACUCUCAUUCAUCUGGCGUACGGCUUGGUGGGUGCAGGCGGUGUGGUGCUCUUCACAUCCGUGCUGGGCGUGUGGGCGGCCCUAAAGGAGAACAAAUGUGGCUUAGGAUGGUACGUGUUGGUGGUGGUGGCGGUGAUCGGCGGGGAGGUGGCAGUGGGGGUGUUGGGGGUGGUGUACCAACUGCGUGCCGUGCACAACCUGGGAACGUCUCUCACCCAGCGGCUCAAGGCCCACUACGCUGCGCCAGGCCACGAGACCUUCACCCUCGCUGUCGACUAUGUGCAAUACCAGCUUCAGUGUUGUGGUGUGGGCGGCCCGGAUGACUGGAAGGAGAGCACCUGGUUCCUCGAGGGUGUGGGUGGCACUGGGCGUGUCGUGCCCCUGACCUGCUGCAGCCUUCACCUCGCCCCUGCCGCAUAUGUCAACCCAAAGCCCCUCAACACGACCCUGUGCCAGAGUGACGAGCCGCUCGCCCAACAAAUUGCCCGCCACCAGAAGGGGUGUGUUGGACGAGUCGUCGGCUGGGUGCAAGCUCAAAGUGGACUAAUCACGGGGGUGGGCGUGGGCGUUGGCGUCUUGGAAGUGGCAGGGCUAGUUGCUGCAGCUUCCCUCUGCCGCGCCAUACGAUCCACACGAGACUAG